UACACAGAAUGGAAACUAUAAGCAGACAUGAGUUGGUACCAUUUACAGCUUUGAUGAACAUGAUCAAGUUUAACUACCUGGAAAAAAAGGAAGUUUACCAGGGAAUACUAGGAAUUCUGGGAGAUUAUGACCCUUCAGAUGAAGAGAACAAGAAGAGGACCACCAGAUAUAUAGAGUUAUUGUUGGCUGACCAGACAGACUUAGCUGAGUACCUUCUAUCAUUCCUACCUAAUGGAAUGGCUGUAGAUCAUAUUGGAGUUUCUGAGAUCAAAGAUGAUACACAUCAUAAACUGAAACUAAAAAAGAAGAAAAUUGUUAAGUUAUAUCAGGCCAGUAAUACAUCUACAAUGACGACAAGUAUUAACAAUUUUGCUGGUUGCUCUACACAACAACCAUCAUUUACAGAACAACAAGUUUUACCCAGUUCUAAGACGUUAGUACCAGUUACUUAUUCCAGAACCAGCAGCAGUCCUUGUUCAACUUUACUACCAAUUCCUCAAAUACUAAAUGAUACUGUUGGAGAUGUAGCUGAUGGUUUGAUGAAUACAUUUAGAAGUGGUACCCAGGUCACAAGUAACAAAAAAUUGCCAGGUUUUAUCAGCAAGCAGACGACAGAACAAAAUUUGUACAACAUGAGAGAAAAAGUUGUAUCAUCUUCAAAUAUAAAAAUGACAACUAGCACAAAUAUCUUAACAUCAUCAUCUGUUUAUUCUGGUACAUCCAGUUUACCUAUUUUAUAUGAAAGUCAUGUAAAUCAGGCACCAAUUUGUCCUGUUGUACCUUCCCUGAAAUUACAAAAGAUAGUUACACAGGGAACCAGUAAAGAUGUUCAUUGUAAUGUUAACCCUUUGUAUACUGCAAGGCAACAGCAAUGUCAAUGGGUACCAGAAAUAAGUGAACCAGUAACUGUUCAGGCUGGUGGUAAAACUAAAUCCCAACAAAGUUUACAAGAUUACAACCCCUAUGUAGGAAAUGAUGUGCUUGAAAAUAAUCAACAUUCUGUCAUUGGAAAUGAUAAUAGCAUUGUUAGAUUUGACCUUGAUCAUUUCAAUACCAUACCAGAAAAUGUUCAUUACCUUAAUCAACACGAACCACUAAUACCAAGUCUGAGGUUUCCACUACACUCAACACCAAAAUUUAAUUUCACACCUACAAAUGUUUCAAUGACUAGGAAACCAGUAUCUCAUGAUUUUUUAUCAUUAAUAAAUCAACCAGUGACUGAACAUCAUUAUCAACCUAUUUCAGAGCCGAUUCAAGGUCACAUGAACAUGUACCAUAACACAAGAGCACUAUCAGCAUUCCCAUACACUCAUGAAUUUGUAUUUCCAAAUGGAAAGACACAAAAUGUUUAUGUUAAUCAUGUUAACAGAUCUGGAGUACAAAUUGACCAAAACCUGCCACAAAAUAUAGUUACAACACAAAACAAUAUAGUCAUGAAAUCACUAAACAGGAACCAGUCUCAUCAGCACGGAAGAAAUCUCUCAGUUCUCACAGGCGUGCCAAUGCAAAAUAUAACAAACAUUCCACCACAAAAUAUACUGUGUGACCAUAAUAACGUAACAUCACACACAGUAAACCACAGUCAUAUCUCUGCCUCAACUUUCAACACACAAAGUUUUUUACAUACUCAAGGUAUACCAACCUCCAUUCAACAAAAUACACAUUUCUUAACACCAACACAGACUAUGCAAGCUGGACCAUCAGGAAACUUAACCCCUCAUAUGCUCACUCCUGUACAAUACAAUCAAGAACUGAGCUUAGUAGAUCCAGUAUUAUUGAACCAAAGUUUGGAUACUACAGGCAGUCUGAACAGAACUAAACCAAAGAAAUUGUCAAUGACUGCUAAUUCAGCUGUUCGUAAAAAGUUAAGAUUGACUCCAAAUAAUUCAAAUAUACCUAUGUAAAAGCUUGGUAUUUAUUAUAUAUAUCAUCAAGAUUGAAUCCAAAAAAUUCAACUAGGCAUACCUAUGUAAAACUUUGGUAUCAUAUAUCAUCAAGUUUUGACUCAAAAUAAAUCAUUUAUACAUAUGUUAAACUUUGGUAUUAAAUACACUGCAUCAUCAAGAUUGACUCCAAAUAAUUCAAAUAUACCCAUGUAAAAGCUCAGUUUUAUAUAUCAUCAAGUUAUCUCUUCUGUAGAUCGUAUCACCAUCAGUAAAAUCAACAUAGGUUUUCAAAUACAGAACAUUGUUGUUUAGAUCAUUUAUACUUUCUGUUUAUACUUUCUGUAUGAAGUUCCAGAUAAAUCUUUUACAUAUGCAUGCGUGUAUAAACUCUAUUUUUUUCAACUAAAUUUUUUAAAGCAUGGAAAUAAUUUGAAAUGAAAGUAAAACUGCUUAAUUUUUUGUUUCAAUGGAAAAUUAUCUCACCCUUGUUAUAUUUUCAUUA
Messenger RNA from Mytilus californianus (California mussel), 2388 nucleotides. RefSeq lists its product as uncharacterized. The transcript has 3 exons. Gene Ontology annotation, biological process: regulation of DNA-templated transcription. The coding region runs from base 9 to 1904 and encodes 631 amino acids. The record is from RefSeq and is a predicted model, not a curated record. NCBI's taxonomy places the organism in Eukaryota, Metazoa, Mollusca, Bivalvia, Mytilida, Mytilidae.